Molecule: messenger RNA, 5131 nt
Organism: Chinchilla lanigera (long-tailed chinchilla)
Lineage: Eukaryota; Metazoa; Chordata; Mammalia; Rodentia; Chinchillidae
Gene: Ppfia3
Product: protein tyrosine phosphatase, receptor type, f polypeptide (PTPRF), interacting protein (liprin), alpha 3
Exons: 29
Coding region: 746-4330 (1194 amino acids)
Biological process (GO): synapse organization
Cellular component (GO): presynaptic active zone
Molecular function (GO): protein binding
Source: RefSeq, a predicted model, not a curated record
UGUUCUCGAACGCCCAGCGAUCCUCCCGAGCGCUGGGAUUACAGGCAUGCGCCACCACGCCCGGCCCCUGUUGCUUUCUGAAAGGGGUGGUUCUGCUUGGGGGCUCAGUUUGCCACCUGUGCGGGGAGGGGGUUGUGAGGAUUCUCAGCAGUCAGAAUGGGUACAGACUGAGUCUUCUACAUUCACUUGGGUAACGCCUGGGUCACCAGCGUCAGAUUCUCUUUUAAAUUUUUUUUUUUUCGGUACGGGGAAUCGAACUCACGACCUUGCUCUUGCCAGGCAGGAGCUGUGCCUCUGAGCUAAAUCCCCAGCCCCUCUCUUUUUAUUUUAUUUUAUUUAUUGUCAGUUUCUCAUAGUGGGCCAGGUUUGUUGUCUGCCUGGUGAGGCCUGGCCUCAGUUUCCCUAAAUGCUCUCACCCAUGUGGCCAGGGCUGUUUUUCUGACAGCACAGGGUUUCAGCUUAUCCUGUGACGGGCUUACAAUGGACAAGACUGUUUCCCCUGAAGCGCCUGCUGGCCAGCCCUUAGGCUCCUUGAAGGAGUCCCUGGUGUUGGUGCCUCAGUUUCCCUAUGUCAUGAUCAGAGUGGCUGGGUCUCAGUUUCUCAGGUGCAGUGUCUGGCUCCGCGCACCUCAGUUUCCCCCAGGGAGUAUCCCAGUGGCGGUGCUUCGGCCGGCUGCCUGUACCCUGACCGGGCUGCUUUCUGGCCUCUGCCCCUUUCCCACACCCGCAGGCCGGCACCGCCGCCAUGAUGUGCGAGGUGAUGCCCACCAUCAGCGAGGAUGGCCGGCGGGGCUCGGCGCUGGGCCCGGACGAGGCGGGCGGCGAGCUGGAGCGCCUCAUGGUCACCAUGCUCACGGAGCGCGAGCGCCUGCUCGAGACGCUGCGCGAGGCGCAGGACGGGCUGGCGACGGCGCAGCUGCGGCUGCGCGAGCUGGGCCACGAAAAGGACUCGCUGCAGCGCCAGCUCAGCAUCGCGCUGCCCCAGGAGUUCGCGACUCUGACGAAGGAGGUGAACUUAUGUCGGGAGCAGCUGAUGGAGAGGGAGGAAGAGAUUGCAGAGCUGAAGGCAGAGCGGAACAACACACGGCUCCUCCUGGAACAUCUGGAGUGCCUGGUGUCCAGGCACGAAAGGUCAUUGCGCAUGACAGUGGUGAAGCGCCAGGCCCAGUCCCCCGGCGGGGUCUCCUCCGAGGUGGAGGUGCUCAAGGCGCUCAAGUCUCUCUUCGAGCACCACAAGGCCCUGGAUGAGAAGGUCCGGGAGCGGCUUCGGAUAGCCCUGGAGCGAGUGGCAGUGCUGGAGGAAGAGCUGGAGCUGAACCAUCAGGAGACUCUGAACCUCCGAGACCAGCUGUCUAGGCGGAGGUCGGGGCUGGAAGAACCGGGGAAGGAUGGAGACGGGCAGACCCUUGCCAAUGGCCUGGGUCCUGCUGGGGACUCCAGCCGCCGCACCGCAGAGCUGGAGGACGCCCUGGAGCGGCAGCGCGGGGAGAUGUGCCAGCUGCGAGAGCGCCUGGCCGUGCUGUGCCGUCAGAUGAGCCAGCUGGAGGAGGAACUGGGCACUGCUCACCGAGAGCUGGGCAAGGCCGAGGAGGCCAACUCCAAGCUGCAGCGUGACCUCAAGGAGGCGCUGGCUCAGCGGGAGGACAUGGAGGAGCGGAUCACUACGCUGGAGAAGCGCUACCUGAGCGCCCAGCGCGAGGCCACGUCUCUGCACGAUGCCAACGACAAGCUGGAGAACGAACUAGCCAGCAAGGAGUCGCUGUACCGGCAGAGUGAGGAGAAGAGCCGGCAGUUGGCCGAGUGGCUGGACGAUGCCAAGCAGAAGCUGCAGCAGACACUGCAGAAGGCCGAGACCCUGCCUGAAAUAGAGGCGCAGUUGGCCCAGCGAGUAGCCGCGCUCAACAAGGCUGAGGAACGUCACGGGAAUUUUGAAGAGCGUCUUCGGCAGCUGGAGGCCCAGUUGGAGGAGAAGAACCAGGAGCUGCAGCGGGCGCGGCAGCGGGAAAAGAUGAACGACGACCACAAUAAGCGGCUGUCGGAGACGGUUGACAAGCUGCUGAGCGAGUCCAAUGAGCGGCUGCAACUGCACCUCAAGGAGCGCAUGGGGGCGCUGGAGGAAAAGAACUCGCUGAGUGAGGAGAUUGCCAACAUGAAGAAGCUGCAGGAUGAGCUGCUGCUGAACAAGGAGCAGCUCUUGGCUGAGAUGGAGCGAAUGCAGAUGGAAAUCGACCAGCUUCGGGGGAGGCCACCUUCCUCCUACUCUCGGUCUCUCCCUGGCAGUGCCCUGGAGCUCCGUUACUCUCAGGCACCCACGUUACCUUCUGGUGGCCCCCUGGACCCGUAUGGGGCUGGCAGUGGCCGGGCAGGCAAGAGGGGCCGCUGGUCGGGGGUGAAAGACGAGCCCACCAAGGACUGGGAGCGCUCCACACCUGCUGGGUCCAUGCCACCCCCAUUCCCCGGGGAGCUGGAUGGCUCGGAUGAGGAAGAGGCAGAAGGCAUGUUCGGCGCAGAGCUGCUGUCGCCCAGCGGUCAGGCUGAUGUGCAGACGCUGGCCAUCAUGCUCCAAGAGCAGCUGGAAGCCAUCAACAAGGAGAUCAAGCUAAUCCAAGAGGAGAAAGAGACGACAGAACAGAGGGCAGAGGAGCUGGAGAGCCGAGUGUCUAGCUCGGGCCUGGACUCCCUGGGCCGCUACCGCAGCAGCUGCUCCCUGCCCCCCUCCCUCACCACCUCGACCCUCGCCAGCCCCUCCCCCCCCAGCUCUGGCCAUUCCACUCCCCGCCUGGCGCCGCCCAGCCCUGCCCGAGAGGGCACCGACAAGGCGAAUCACGUCCCCAAGGAGGAAGUCGGGGCUCCAAGAGGGGAGGGCCCGGCCAUCCCAGGAGACACCCCACCUCCCACCCCUCGUUCUGCCCGGCUUGAGAGAAUGACCCAGGCCUUGGCGCUGCAGGCAGGGUCCCUGGAGGACGGGGGACCCUCACGGGGAAGUGAGGGUACCCCAGAUUCCCUGCACAAAGCCCCCAAAAAGAAGAGCAUCAAGUCAUCCAUAGGCCGCCUCUUUGGCAAGAAGGAGAAGGGGCGGAUGGGACCCCCAGGCCGGGACAGCUCUUCUCUGGCUGGAACACCCUCGGAGGAGACGCUGGCAACCGACCCUCUGGGGCUCGCCAAGCUCACAGGCCCGGGAGACAAGGACCGGAGGAACAAGCGGAAGCACGAGCUCCUGGAGGAGGCCUGUCGCCAGGGCCUGCCUUUCGCUGCUUGGGACGGGCCCACCGUGGUCUCCUGGCUGGAGCUGUGGGUAGGUAUGCCCGCGUGGUAUGUGGCCGCCUGCCGGGCCAACGUCAAGAGCGGUGCCAUCAUGGCCAACUUGUCGGACACGGAGAUCCAGCGCGAGAUCGGCAUCAGCAAUCCGUUGCACCGGCUCAAACUGCGCCUCGCCAUCCAGGAGAUGGUCUCGCUCACCUCGCCGUCGGCGCCCGCCUCCUCCCGCACGCCCACAGGAAAUGUGUGGAUGACACACGAGGAGAUGGAAUCCCUGACAGCCGCGACGAAGCCCGAGACCAAGGAGAUCAGCUGGGAGCAGAUCCUGGCAUAUGGCGACAUGAACCACGAAUGGGUGGGAAACGACUGGCUGCCCAGCCUGGGGCUACCCCAGUACCGCAGCUACUUCAUGGAGUCGUUGGUGGAUGCCCGAAUGUUAGAUCACCUUAACAAGAAGGAGCUCCGGGGUCAGCUCAAGAUGGUGGACAGCUUCCACAGGGUGAGUCUACAUUACGGGAUCAUGUGCCUGAAACGGCUCAACUAUGACCGGAAGGACCUGGAGCGGAGGCGGGAAGAGAGCCAGACCCAGAUCCGAGACGUGAUGGUGUGGUCCAAUGAGCGAGUCAUGGGUUGGGUGUCUGGGCUGGGCCUGAAGGAAUUCGCCACAAACCUCACGGAAAGCGGGGUGCACGGGGCGCUGCUUGCCCUGGAUGAGACCUUCGACUACUCCGACCUGGCCUUGCUCCUACAGAUCCCCACGCAAAACGCGCAGGCCCGGCAACUACUGGAGAAGGAAUUCAGCAACCUCAUCUCCUUAGGCACAGACAGACGGCUAGACGAGGACAGCGCCAAGUCCUUCAGCCGCUCCCCAUCCUGGCGGAAGAUGUUUCGGGAGAAGGACCUCCGAGGAGUAACCCCCGACUCGGCUGAGAUGUUGCCCCCUAACUUUCGUUCAGCUGCAGCAGGAGCCCUGGGGUCGCCGGGGCUCCCUCUGCGAAAGUUGCAGCCGGAAGGACAGACUUCUGGGAGCUCCCGGGCAGACGGCGUUUCCGUCCGGACCUAUUCCUGCUAGUGUCAGCCUCCAGGUGACCUCACUCGGAUGGAGGACUCGCCCAGAGUCUGGGACGGUCCCCCUGCUGUCCACAGUCUGGUCUCGCCGGGGAGAGCCGGCCCGGAGCUCUAGCCGCGGACUGCACCAUCUGUACAGACAGGGCACGCGCGCGUCCCCGCCUCCCCAGUGGUCUGGGCCUGGACCAAACCACAUGGACUGGACUAAGCGGGGGACAGGAGAGGGAAGGGAGAAAUCCCGCUCCAAACUUCCGCCUCCCUUUUCUCUACUUUGUAAUUUAUUGAUCAGUUUCCGACGGGAGACGGGUGCCCGCCACCCGCGGAAAGGGGGCGGGGGUUCCCUCCCGGGCCGCAUGCGGGGAAAGGCUGCUCUCCCUUUCUCCUGCCCAGUCGCGGGCCCCAAGUCUUCCUUCUUCGUCCGAAAGGAGGGGAGGGGGGACUCGCUGCUACAAGCCUCGCCCCCUGUGCCACUCGGCCCCGCCCGGCCGAAUCCGGUGCCCUGUCCCCGGGGUCAUUUGCGGGCGGGGUCCCCUGUCCCUCCCCCGUGUCUCGUGUCCCCGGGGCCUCCCCGCCCCCCGUGCUGUGGCCAUGUCCGUGCCCCAGGGGCAAGGGGCGCAGCUGCGCGCCCCCGGUCCCCUCCGGCUCCGGGGUUUGCAUGGGAGAAUCCUCUUUCCACGAUGCCACUGAGCGACGUGGUGUGGGAGGAGGGCGGACGACGGGGGAACCCUUCGCCCCCGGCUCUCGGUCGGCCUCCCGGCCCUAGGCGUCACUCAGUGAUCACGGGUAAAGAGAACUGUUUCAAAAA